Molecule: messenger RNA, 963 nt
Organism: Symbiodinium sp. CCMP2592
Lineage: Eukaryota; Dinophyceae; Suessiales; Symbiodiniaceae
Source: the annotation of a GenBank genome assembly
AUGGCUUCGCUUGAUGCGUUCGCAGGGCGCAUCUUUACAUUUCUAGAGGCCCCCGCGGAACUGGCUCUGCGUAGCAGUGCCAGGGGGGCUGCACAGGCAACGCGACGCGGAUCCCUCCUCGCUCUCGCCAACCUUCGUGUGACGAAGGUGCAGGCCUUGAACUGGGCGAGAGAUUUUGUAUGUCCGGACGAGCUGCAGACGCUUUGCUGUGAUGACAGCGUGUUCAAGGACAUCCUGGGCAAGAUUGCGGAGGGCAGUCGGCCCAGCGCUCCCGGCGGAGCUUCGGAGAGCGACUCCGAGCUCAGUCAGGAGGCAGACGAGGAGGAAAGCUGCGAAGGAAACCUUCUUUUCCUGCUGUCUUGGUUCGCACAGGAGCAUAGAGCCGCCCCCUGGCUCCGCUGGCUCCUCCGUGCAGAGACCAGAGGCGACCGCUGGCAGCGAAGCCAAGGCUCGCCUCCACGCUUGCCUCAAGGUCGGCAUGUGAUGUCGCCGUUGUUGAAAGCCGCCGGGGCGGGCGAGGCCGAAUCGAUCCAAGUGCUGAUCGAGGCCUCUGCCGACCUAGGCUUUAGAGAUGAGAAUGAGUGCACAGCCCUGCACUGGGCUGCCGACAAGGGCCACCUCGAGGCCUGCAAGACGCUGCUUGCUGCAGACGCCGCCGUUGAUGCCGUUGACGAUGAUUCCUGGACGCCGCUUUGCCUUGCAGCGGAGGAGGGCCAUCUGGCUGUUUGCCGUGUGCUGCUCGAUGCAGGGGCAAAGGUGAACUUACCGGAGGAGGAUCUGCGCUCACCGCUCUGGUGGGCUGCAUGGAAAAACCACGUGGAGCUGGCGAAGCUUCUCAUUCAAUUCCGAGCCGACCUCGAGCAGCGUGACCAAUGGGGUUUUACCCCGGCACAGCUGCUGGCAGACGAAGGCAAGCGCCGCCCCAAGAUGCUGGGAAGUUGGCCUGCGAUGUACCGAGAAUGA